Molecule: messenger RNA, 881 nt
Organism: Xiphias gladius (swordfish)
Lineage: Eukaryota; Metazoa; Chordata; Actinopteri; Istiophoriformes; Xiphiidae
Gene: c13h8orf74
Product: chromosome 13 C8orf74 homolog
Exons: 5
Coding region: 7-840 (277 amino acids)
Source: RefSeq, a predicted model, not a curated record
UGGAGGAUGGAUUCCCUUUCAGAGAGUGAGAUAGCGGAGAUAGCGAGACUCCAGAGAGAUGCUGGCGUGCAGAGGCUCAGCUGUCACUUCUCAUGGCCUGAGUUCUGUGAUGAGCGGCGGUGCUUCCAUCAGGACUUUGUGUAUGACGUCGCCAUGUUUGCCGCCGCCCAUGGCUUUCCCUGGCCUGAUGUGAUCCGCACAGCUGUGACCGCCAAAUGCAUCUUCCCGCAGCUGGAUGGUCUCGACAUACCCCAACUCUUGUCCUUGCUGAGAGAUGCACUGUCCGAGUGUCUACCAAACCUUACCCCCGUACACCGACACAAGUUCACCCGGUUCCUCGCAGACACCUGCGCCAGGCGGCGGAGGCUUUUCCAGGCGGUGGUGGGUGGAGCUACUAACAUGUCCAUCGUUCAGCUACACUUGGAGGUGCAGUUGCCGCCCACACCCUACCCUCUGGCACAGGGCACAGAGCUGCAUGAGUGGGAGCAAGCCCCGCUCACCUCAACCUUGCGGCAGAAGGAGGAGGAGCUGAGGAGUCUCCGAGAUGGGCCAAGGGUCACUCUGGGGGAUAUUCCUGAGGAUGUGCAACUGGACGAAGAGGGGGUUUUGGAGCUGGUUCAUACAGCCGUGAGGGCCACUGAAGGCCAGAUGCUGGCGAGUCUGAACCAAGAGGCCUCCCUGCUCAGUGACAUCCUGCAUCUCAAACUGCAGCAGGCACCUUUGGCCACCGGGAGGCUCCAAAAUCCUGUUCCUUCCAAUACGGGUCAUGUCAGUCUACAUCCAGACUCACUGGCAAAGGCAAAGAUACAAACAGCUAAAACUAAAACGGGAGGGAAGUAGUCUGGAAAUGCCGUGUGAGGGCAAGACCUGAGUUAAUAAAG